Messenger RNA from Schizosaccharomyces cryophilus OY26, 1588 nucleotides. RefSeq names its product haloacid dehalogenase-like hydrolase. The coding region runs from base 453 to 1340 and encodes 295 amino acids. Gene Ontology annotation, molecular function: phosphatase activity; magnesium ion binding. NCBI's taxonomy places the organism in Eukaryota, Fungi, Ascomycota, Schizosaccharomycetes, Schizosaccharomycetales, Schizosaccharomycetaceae. The record is from RefSeq and is a predicted model, not a curated record. The transcript has a single exon. Gene Ontology annotation, cellular component: cytosol.
CAAACUCCAGAAAGUACUACUCGUUGGUGCAAGCCAAGCAUAUCAACGUUAUGGAUAGAACCUCAUUAAAACGUCAAAUUCCCUUCAAAGAAUAUCAUAGUACGCAUUUAAACAUCUAUUUAUAUCAAAAAUUGCAAGACAAAAGAGUUAGGAAGGGUUAUUUUUUGUAGAGUUUCCUUGUUAUUCUUAUUUAUAUUCAGAUUGAAAGUGCCUUUUAACAUGCUGAAUUUUUUUUUACUGCAAUGAACAUAUAUUGAGCUAGUGAUAUUAUUCGGCCUUCAUCUAUUACCCAAUUUCUACGUAGAGUUUGAACCUUCUUAAGAAGGUUAGUUUAUGAUAGCAGCGGGACGCAUGUUGAACCAACUUCUUUAGAUGCUGCUGAUGCAAAAAGACAGUGGUUUAAAUUAAAAUUGAAGGAAAAGAACUCGUGCAAAGCCAAACAAAAGAUCGUUAUGGAAAGUGAAUCUGAAUGGAAUUUACCCAAUGCUGAUCAAAUCAAGCUCAUUGCAUGUGACGUUGACGGAACAUUGUUAGACGCAAACAAUAAAUUUCAUAAACGAAACCAUCGAGCUUUACAAUAUUUACGAAAAAGAUAUCCUGAGUUACCUAUUGUCCUAGCUACAGGCCGACAACGUUCUUCUGUCAAUAGUAUCCGAGAACCACUGGAAUUGGACGUAUUCCCAUGUAUUCAUCUAAAUGGUUGUGUGAUUUAUAACAAGGGUGAAAUCCUUUCUCAAGUAGGGCUUUCAAAAGAAUUGGUGUACUCCAUAUUUUCUGAUGUCAAAGAAUAUGAAACUACCGCUAUCUUGCUUUAUGACCACAACAAGGUGUAUCUGCUGAAAAAUGAUUUUGAAAGUGGUAGCAUUAAAUUUGCACAGGAUGCUGGUGAGGACAUCGAUUUGGCGAAGCCAGUUGAUACCAUCUUGGAACAGGUCAUUUCUAAUAAGUUACCAGUAACCAAAUUGGCAAUUUAUGAAAGGAACCCUGAACGAUUUAAUGAAAUUCGAAUGCAACUCCUGAAGGACAAUCAGAAAGAAUAUACUCUCACCCAGAGUAUGUCUUUUGUACUCGAAGUUAUUCCCUCUUCUGUAAACAAGGCGACCGGCUUAACAAACAUUUUGACCAAAGUUUACCCUAAUAUUCACCCGAAUGAGGUUUUAAGCUUUGGCGAUGCUCAAAAUGAUGCUUGUAUGUUUGAUAUUACUGGAUACUCAGUCGCCAUCUGUAAUGGCAUGCCUGCUGCUAUAAAAGCAGCAAAGUAUAUCUCUCGUCUUCCAAAUCAUGAAGGUGCAGUCGGCGAAGUGUUAGAACGCAUUUACAGAAUCCCUCCAAAUCACUAAAUUUAACUGCUUCGUUAUGAAAAGUAAGAAAAGCUAUUAUUGACUUUUUAUUCGUGAAUUAUAGGUUAUUAACCAUUUUAAGCAAAACACAAAAGAUUUAUAUUUAUAUUCAUAAUCAGCUUUAGUCUCUGUUUUGCAGCCUGUCACUACUUAAGAAUUAACUACAAGUUUAAUGUUUUUCUGUAUUCACGCGUUAUACCUAACAAAAAUAAAAACAAAUUAGGGAAUUUUAUUAAUAUCAGCCAAUG